Solanum stenotomum is the source of this 911-nucleotide messenger RNA. RefSeq names its product PHD finger protein ALFIN-LIKE 1-like. The coding region runs from base 39 to 764 and encodes 241 amino acids. Gene Ontology annotation, molecular function: transcription coregulator activity; transcription cis-regulatory region binding; histone binding. Gene Ontology annotation, biological process: regulation of DNA-templated transcription. Gene Ontology annotation, cellular component: nucleus. The transcript has 5 exons. Lineage: Eukaryota; Viridiplantae; Streptophyta; Magnoliopsida; Solanales; Solanaceae. The record is from RefSeq and is a predicted model, not a curated record.
UGUUAGAUCUCAGAAUAAAUUGUUGUUGAGGUACAAAAAUGGCCUCAAUUUCUUCAAGUCCUCGAAGUGUAGAAGAGAUCUUCAAAGAUUACAGUACUCGUCGUGUUGGGAUACUUCGUGCUUUAACUGAUGAUGUGGAUGAAUUCUAUAAUCUCUGUGAUCCAGAGAAGGAAAAUUUGUGUCUUUAUGGACAUCCAAAUGAAACUUGGGAAGUCAACCUUCCUGCGGAGGAAGUUCCACCUGAGCUGCCAGAGCCAGCACUUGGGAUAAAUUUUGCUAGGGAUGGAAUGAAUCGUAGAGAUUGGCUAUCCCUGGUUGCUGUUCACAGUGAUUGUUGGUUGCUUUCUGUGGCUUUCUAUUUUGGAGCUCGUCUUAAUCGAAACGAAAGGAAGCGUCUAUUCAGCUUGAUCAACGAGGUGCCGACUGUCUUUGAAGUUGUGACCGAAAGAAAACCUAUAAAAGAUAAGCCCAGUGCAGAUAGUGGGAGCAAAUCACGUGGUAGUAGCAUAAAGAGAUCUAGUGAUGGUCAGGUGAAAAGCACCCCAAAGCUGGAAGAUGAAAGUUACCAGGAGGAUGAAGAAGAACACGGUGAAACACUCUGUGGAAGCUGUGGUGGGAAUUACAGUGCUGAUGAGUUUUGGAUUGGCUGCGACAUCUGUGAGAAGUGGUACCAUGGCAAGUGUGUGAAGAUAACACCUGCUAAAGCUGAGAGUAUAAAGCAAUACAAAUGCCCGUCUUGUACCUUGAAGCGGAGCAGACAGUAGUCCUCUCAUGAAUCAGAGAAAGAGCAGCCAUAAUUCUAUUUCUGGCCAUUAACAGAAUAGUACAGCAAAUAUUACACCUGUAAUGGACAUGCUAUUGUAAUCUUUCUUUACCUAUAUAUGCUCAAAAAGAAGAUGAAGUUUCUCUUA